CCCACCCAAAAGAAAUUUCCUUGCAAUUUCCAUGGACUUCAUGCGUUUCCAAGAAGCUCUUUCUCUCUCUGAAUAUAUAAAAUCAGAUUCAGAUUCAGUUUGUUAUGUGUAAAGUGUCAAUUUUGGAGCUCUCUCAAAUCAUUCCUCAGUUUUCUUCAUCUCAACACGUCAUUAACAGAUGAAGUGGUUUUCGAAAGCAAGUAAUCGACGCCUAAAUGAGGAAAGAUUUUUCGAGAAUGGAAAAAUUUUAUUGGAAGGAUUGAUUGCAUCUUGUAAUGGUAAAUGUAAUCCGAUCCGUAGCUUCAGUGUUAAAGAGAUCAAGAUAGGAACAAACAACCAUGAUCCACAUAAUAUUAUGAAAGAUUACGGCUUCUAUAAAUUGUAUAGGGGUUCUCUGCAGGACCGGCCAGUUUCUGUAAUGAAGUUUAUUUCAGAGAGUCACUGCAGUAGAAAAUAUAUUUUUAAUUGCAUUGUAUUUGCAUCACAAAUGAGGCACAAAAAUUUUUUGAAGUUGAUCGGAUGUUGUUUAGAGAGUGAGCUUCCCGUUCUAGUUUUUGAAUGUAUGCAGCAGUGGACUCUUGCCGAUCGUAUUUAUGGAUCAUGUGAACAACAUUUGUCAUUAACACAGAGGUUAAAGAUUGCAAUGGAGAUAGCUGAUGCAACUGCGUAUCUCCAUUGCGGGUUCUCUCGACCUAUUGUUUCUAGAUGGAUCAUACCAUCCAAUAUUGUGUUCGAUGGAGAAAAUGUUGCCAAAUUAUUCGAUUUUGGAGAAUCCAUAUCUAUUCCAGAAGGUGAAACUCACAUAAAAGAUUAUAGAGUGGUAGGAACACUACGAUAUCUUGCUCCUGAAUAUAUGUGGACAGGCGAAUUCAGUGAAAAGUUGGAUGUCUAUAGCUUUGGUGCAUUGCUAAUUGAUCUUUUAACUGGACAGGAGAUGCAUGAUCCUGUUGAGAAGAAAUGCAUUGAGCAGAAUAGGCUUACUGAGAUUGUAGAUCCGAUUAUUGUUGGUACUGGACUAUCUUCCGAAAAAGAAGAGCUAUUGCAAGAAUUUCAAGAGCUUGCCUUUAAAUGUCUCUCUGAUUCAGAGGAAGAUAGGCCAACUAUGGUUGAUGCAGCAAAACAACUCAGGAAAAUGUAUAAAUCUGUAUGUCAAUCAAUGUCUUAAAAGUUAAAGCAUAUGCUCAUAAUUACAAAGUUCUGAAGUUUUAUGUAUUCAAGGAGGCUUGAAAUGCUUUUGUAAUAGACCUAUCCUUCAUAUUUUUUGUUCUGGUAUUUAUAUUUUCUUUGUUUCUCAA
Mangifera indica (mango) is the source of this 1295-nucleotide messenger RNA. RefSeq names its product serine/threonine-protein kinase ZRK1-like. The record is from RefSeq and is a predicted model, not a curated record. Gene Ontology annotation, biological process: cell surface receptor signaling pathway; protein phosphorylation. The transcript is spliced from 2 exons. NCBI's taxonomy places the organism in Eukaryota, Viridiplantae, Streptophyta, Magnoliopsida, Sapindales, Anacardiaceae. Gene Ontology annotation, molecular function: ATP binding; protein serine/threonine kinase activity. Gene Ontology annotation, cellular component: plasma membrane. The coding region runs from base 179 to 1165 and encodes 328 amino acids.